Messenger RNA from Pteronotus mesoamericanus, 954 nucleotides. It is a transcript of the gene RLBP1, whose product is annotated as retinaldehyde binding protein 1. The transcript is spliced from 7 exons. The coding region runs from base 1 to 954 and encodes 317 amino acids. NCBI's taxonomy places the organism in Eukaryota, Metazoa, Chordata, Mammalia, Chiroptera, Mormoopidae. Gene Ontology annotation, cellular component: membrane. The record is from RefSeq and is a predicted model, not a curated record. Gene Ontology annotation, molecular function: phosphatidylinositol bisphosphate binding.
AUGUCAGAGGGGGCGGGUACAUUCCGCGUGGUCCCUGAAGAAGAACAGGGGCUCCGCGCCCGGCUGGAGCUGCUUACCACCAAGGACCACGGGCCUGUCUUUGGCCCGUGCAGCAAGCUGCCCCCCCACACCUUGCAGAAGGCCAAGGACGAGCUGAACGAGAGGGAGGAGUCUAGGGAAGAGGCAGUGCGCCAGCUGCAGGAACUGGUGCGGGUGCAGGCGGCCUCGGGGCAGGAGCUGGCCCGCGCUGUGGCUGAGAAGGUACAGGACAGGGACAGCGCCUUCUUCCUACGCUUCAUCCGCGCGAGGAAGUUCGACGUGGGCCGCGCCUACGAGCUGCUCAGAGGCUACGUGCACUUCCGGCAGCAGCACCCCGAGCUCUUCGACGGCCUGUCCCUGGAGGCGGUCCGCUGCACUGUUGAGGCCGGCUACCCUGGGGUCCUCUCCAGCCGGGACAAGUAUGGACGCGUGGUCAUGCUGUUCAACAUCGAGAACUGGGACUGUGAAGAAAUCACCUUUGAUGAGAUCUUGCAGGCCUACUGUUUCAUCCUGGAGAAGCUGCUGGAGAAUGAGGAGACUCAAAUUAAUGGCUUCUGCAUCAUUGAGAACUUCAAGGGCUUCACCCUGCAGCAGGCUGCUGGGCUGCGGGCUGCCGAUCUCAGGAAGAUGGUGGACAUGCUCCAGGACUCCUUCCCAGCCCGGGUCAAAGCCAUCCACUUCAUGCAUCAGCCGUGGUACUUCACAGCGACCUACAAUGUGGUGCGGCCCUUUCUGAAGAGCAAGCUGCUCCAGAGGGUCUUUGUCCAUGGAGAUGACCUCUCCGGCUUCUUCCAGGAAAUUGACAAGGACAUCCUGCCCACCGACUUCGGGGGUACCCUGCCCAAGUAUGACGGCAAGGUCGUUGCUGAGCAGCUCUUUGGCCCCCGGGCCCAAGCCGAGAACACUGCCUUCUGA